CAAGUCGUGGAACUACAAACAAUACAAUAUAUUAAAGCAAAACAAAUAUUAAGAAAUAAUUCGAAACAAUUAAGUGUAUUUAUCUAAGAACAAUAAUAAAAGUUAACGCAAAUAUCAAAAUGAAAGCCUAUGACUGGAAAUAUCUCUUGAUAACGUUGUUGCUAGUGUUUGCUGAUCAAUGGAUUUCCGCUAGGAGUAUCAAAGUAAACAUGCUAUUCGGAUCUACUGCACUGUUUGAUUCAACCUUUUGUGAACACCUGCCGACUGGCUAUUAUGAAUACCCCUAUGAUUGUGCUGCCUAUAUUUCAUGUACGGAUUCACGGGCAGAGUUAGAAUACUGCGCUACGGGUAAACUCUUCAAUAAAGAUCUGCAGAUAUGUGACACUCCCGAUGCAGUUGAUUGUACCGAAUUACCACAACCGACAACAACUCCAUCCGAUGAGUGCAUGGGUGUUGCUAACGGAAUUUUGAUGCCCUCUGUUGAGCACUGCGACGAGUUUAUCGUGUGCAUCAAUCAGCAAGCUGUGAUCCAUAAGUGUCCCGAGCCCUAUCUUUUCAAUCCGGCUUUGCACGUAUGUGACGAUCCGAACGAGGUUGUGUGCUAUGACGGACAGAGUACGGCUAGGACAACCACGGAAGCACCAAAGCCAACUACGGAAGCACCGAAGCCAACUACGGAAGCACACAACGAAUGUCAAGGCCAAGAAGUUGGCACCUCAUUUCCAUAUGUUGAGGACUGUCAAGAGUAUAUUCUAUGCCUGGGUGAUGAUCAGUCUGUUAAGGCCAAAUGUCCAGUAAGUUCUUGGUACGAUCCAAAGACCGGCAAUUGUGGACCUGAUGUGCCGCCAACAGCUUGUCAGGAAGUUGAAACAACAAGCACAACUUCAAGCACAACUCUAAGUCCAAACGAACUCUGUGCAGAUCAAGAGCUUGGCAUCUCCUAUCCCUUAGUUACCAACUGUAAGCAGUAUAUUGUGUGCUUGGGCAACGGAGAGUCUGCCAUAGUUGACUGCAUUUACAAUUCUUGGUAUAAUCCUGCGACGGGCGACUGUGGACAGGAUGUCUCACCCACAGCGUGUCAGGAAGGCUCCAUACCUACAACCACAACAGCACCGACUACUCCAGCUACUCCAGCUACAACGCAAACACCCACAACCCAAACGCCAACAACAGAUGAACCAAUAUCUGAAAUAUGUACUGGACUACUGCACGGGCAGUAUGUGAGCUAUCCCGACAACUGUAGUAAGUAUGUCGUGUGCUCGGAGCCAGUGCCUAUAGCAUUUUACUGCACUCACGGAUAUUACUUCAGCGAGGCUCAGCAGCAGUGUGUGGACUGGGACGAGAGCGACUGCAAAACAACGGGGAGCACCGUGUUGCCUCCGUCACCGACGCCUGCCCCUGGCAUCUGCAUGAACAACAAAGGCAGCACAUUUCCAUAUCCCGAAAACUGUCAAUGGUAUUUCCGUUGUGUUAACGACAAUGUCUACAUGAUGGCUGUUUGCAUAAGCGGCGAGUUCUACGAUCCCAACAGCGGCGAGUGUGGUGCCAACGUAUCGCCCGAUGCUUGUCAAGAAAAUUACUCGACUGAUUUGAGUACAACUACUACAGAAAUGACAACAGUCUCUACCACCAUAAGCACAACCGAUUUGACUACAACUACUACACAAAUAACAACAAUUUCUACUACAACUGCACCGCAGUCUGACCCUUGUGAGGGCGUGGCGGUGGGCGAACUGGUACCCUAUCCAAACGACUGUACCAAGUUCAUUCAGUGCAAUAGCCCCAACCCUGUGGUAUACGAUUGUGUCCAAGGUCAAGAAUUCAGUGCUCUACUUAAACGCUGCAUGGCACCCUGGUAUGCAAACUGUACGAUAACACCGACAACUGAAGCCCCUUUGACAUCAACAACUGAGCUACCUGACAUCAAGACAACAGAGGCCAAUCCAUCCCCCCAUGAUUUCUGUGAAGGUAAAACUGACGGCUCACUUGUGCCUUAUCCGAACAACUGCUCAAAAUAUAUUGUGUGCCAAGAGCCCAUCGCAGUGGGCUAUGCCUGCCCAGAUGAAGAGGAGUUCAGUCCGACAGAAUUGCGCUGCAUGGAUGCCCAGCUCGCCAAUUGCAGUCCACAGGCAUUGCAAACUAUUCUGACUGAAGACAGUCAACUUUAAUAUCUAGUAAGACAUAAAAAGGAAAUAUGCCUUGGCAGUAAAAGGAUUUAGUUCGCAAACGAAGGUGUUCAAUUCCUAUCAAAUAAAUAG
This is a messenger RNA of Drosophila montana, 2258 nucleotides long. Its product is annotated as chitin-binding domain protein cbd-1. Lineage: Eukaryota; Metazoa; Arthropoda; Insecta; Diptera; Drosophilidae. The record is from RefSeq and is a predicted model, not a curated record. Gene Ontology annotation, molecular function: chitin binding. The transcript is spliced from 2 exons. Gene Ontology annotation, cellular component: extracellular region. Bases 120 to 2168 code for a protein of 682 amino acids.